This is a messenger RNA of Choloepus didactylus (southern two-toed sloth), 8140 nucleotides long. It is a transcript of the gene ARHGAP32, whose product is annotated as Rho GTPase activating protein 32. The record is from RefSeq and is a predicted model, not a curated record. Lineage: Eukaryota; Metazoa; Chordata; Mammalia; Pilosa; Megalonychidae. Bases 1 to 6249 code for a protein of 2082 amino acids. Gene Ontology annotation, molecular function: protein binding; GTPase activator activity; phosphatidylinositol phosphate binding. Gene Ontology annotation, cellular component: fibrillar center; cell cortex; actin cytoskeleton. The transcript has 22 exons. Gene Ontology annotation, biological process: small GTPase-mediated signal transduction.
AUGGAGGCUGAAAGUGAGAGUAGCACUUCAGGGGAUGACAGUGUCUUUGGGUUCGAUUCUGAAGAGAUGAUCCAGGUGUCUGACAGUAAAGAGGGAAAAAAGGAAGAGAAAUUCAGGAAGAUGAAGUCUUCAGUACAUUCUGAAGAGGAUGAUUUUGUUCCAGAACUACACAGAAAUGUUCACCCGCGAGAGCGGCCUGAUUGGGAAGAAACCCUUAGUGCAAUGGCACGAGGAGCAGAUGUUCCGGAGAUUCCUGGGGACCUAACUCUUAAGACAUGUGGCAGUACAGCCAGUAUGAAGGUUAAACAUGUGAAAAAGUUACCUUUCACCAAGGGCCACUUUCCGAAGAUGGCUGAAUGUGCACAUUUCCAUUAUGAGAACGUUGAGUUUGGCAGCAUACAGCUUUCACUUUCAGAAGAACAGAAUGAAGUAAUGAAAAAUGGCUGUGAAUCUAAAGAGCUGGUCUACCUCGUACAGAUUGCUUGUCAGGGCAAAAGUUGGAUUGUUAAACGAAGUUAUGAAGAUUUUCGGGUACUUGAUAAACAUCUUCAUCUAUGUAUCUAUGAUCGACGAUUUUCCCAGCUCUCAGAGCUCCCCCGUUCUGAUGCCCUAAAGGAGAGUCCUGAGUCCGUCACUCAAAUGCUCAUGGCUUACCUGUCCCGCCUUUCAGCCAUUGCUGGCAACAAGAUCAACUGUGGGCCUGCCCUGACGUGGAUGGAGAUUGACAAUAAGGGAAACCACCUUUUAGUUCAUGAGGAAUCCUCCAUCAAUACUCCUGCCGUUGGUGCUGCCCAUGUUAUCAAGAGGUACACUGCUCGAGCCCCUGAUGAAUUGACCUUAGAGGUGGGAGACAUUGUUUCUGUUAUUGACAUGCCCCCAAAAGUUUUAAGCACAUGGUGGAGAGGCAAGCAUGGAUUUCAGGUGGGACUCUUCCCCGGACAUUGUGUUGAGUUAAUUAACCAAAAAGUUCCCCAGUCAGUGACCAACUCUGUGCCAAAACCAGUGUCUAAAAAGCACGGCAAGCUCAUUACUUUCUUACGCACAUUCAUGAAGUCUCGUCCAUCAAAACAGAAACUGAAGCAGCGGGGGAUCUUGAAAGAGAGGGUGUUUGGCUGUGACCUGGGGGAACACCUUCUGAAUUCUGGUUUUGAAGUGCCCCAGGUUCUUCAGAGCUGCACCGCGUUCAUUGAGAGGUAUGGCAUUGUGGAUGGAAUAUAUCGUCUCUCCGGCGUUGCCUCCAACAUCCAGAGACUACGCCAUGAAUUUGACUCUGAACAUGUUCCCGACCUGACAAAAGAGCCUUAUGUUCAAGACAUCCAUUCUGUAGGCUCUCUUUGUAAGCUGUAUUUCCGAGAGCUUCCAAAUCCUUUGCUUACUUACCAACUAUAUGAGAAAUUUUCUGAUGCCGUUUCAGCAGCAACAGAUGAAGAAAGACUGAUAAAGAUUCAUGAUGUCAUCCAGCAACUCCCCCCUCCACACUAUAGAACACUGGAAUUCCUGAUGAGACACUUGUCUCUCCUAGCUGACUAUUGUUCCAUCACAAAUAUGCAUGCAAAAAACCUAGCGAUUGUUUGGGCUCCAAACCUGCUGAGGUCAAAACAGAUAGAAUCUGCCUGCUUCAGUGGAACAGCAGCUUUCAUGGAAGUGAGAAUUCAGUCUGUAGUGGUUGAAUUUAUCCUCAAUCAUGUAGAUGUCCUCUUCAGUGGCAAAAUCAGUGCCGUCAUUCAGGAAGGGGCAGCUCCUCUAUCAAGGCCCAAGUCCCUACUGGUUUCUUCUCCAUCCACCAAGCUGCUAACCUUGGAGGAAGCCCAGGCACGAACACAAGCUCAGGUCAAUUCUCCAAUUGUGACUGAAAAUAAGUAUAUUGAAGUAGGAGAAGGACCUGCUGCACUUCAGGGAAAAUUUCAUACCAUAAUUGAGUUCCCACUUGAAAGGAAGAGACCUCAAAAUAAAAUGAAGAAGUCUCCUGUGGGCAGUUGGCGUUCCUUUUUCAAUUUGGGGAAAUCAUCAUCUGUCUCCAAACGAAAGCUGCAGCGUAACGAGAGUGAGCCUUCCGAGAUGAAAGCCUUGGCUCUGAAUGGUGGCAGGGCAGAAGGAACCCUCCGCUCAGCUAAAAGUGAGGAAUCUCUUACUUCUCUCCAUGUAGUUGAUGGCGAUUCCAAGCUAUUCCGACCCAGAAGACCCAGAUCUAGCAGUGAUGCACUGUCUGCUUCUUUUAAUGCUGAAAUGCUGGGGAACCGUUGUAAUUCCUAUGAUAAUCUGCCCCAUGAUAAUGAAAGUGAGGAGGAAAUAGGGCUGCUCCACAUUCCAGCCCUUAUAUCUCCUCAUUCUGCUGAGGAUGUUGACUUGAGUCCACCAGACAUUGGAGUAGCCAGCCUGGAUUUUGAUCCGAUGUCAUUUCAAUGUAGUCCUCCCAAACCCGAAUCAGAAUGUCUGGAGAGUGGUGCUUCCUUUUUGGAUUCAUUGGGAUAUUCCAAGGAUAAACCAAAUUCCACUAAGAAGGAUGCAGAAGCGGGUGGUAGCCAGUCGCAGACUCCAGGCAGCACUGCAGGCUCGGAGCCUGUCUCUCCUCUUCAUGAGAAAUUAAGUCCAUUCUUUACCCUAGACUUGAGCCCAACUGAGGAUAAAUCAUCUAAGCCGUCCUCAUUCACAGAAAAGGUCGUCUAUGCUUUCUCUCCAAAGUUAGGACGAAAACUAAGCAAAUCACCUUCUAUGAACAUAUCUGAGCCAAUUUCAGUGACCCUUCCCACUCGGGUGUCAGAAGCCAUCGGUACAACCUCAAACACAGCAGCUCCGAAUGCACCUUCCCCAACCCGGAACAAAAGCAUUGAAGAAAGUGAAGAGACAACCAGAUCCCCCACCCAGGUAGUAAAGAUGAAAACUAAUGAGAGAGAGGCCCAGGAAGGAUAUGAGUCUGAAGCCCAGUCCCUGGACCGGGUGGCUGCUGAGGAAGUAGAAUUGCCAGGGACAGAGGAGCAGCCCAUCACAAGCAAUCAGAGUAAGGCCGUACCUGCUGGACAGACUCAGACAGGAGCAGUUACCUAUGACCCCCCUCAGGAUUCCGUUCCUGUCAGUUCAGUCUCUCUUAUCCCACCACCACCGCCUCCGAAAAAUGCUGCCCGCAUGUUGGCGCUAGCAUUAGCUGAGUCUGCACAGCAAGCUUCAACUCAGACAUUGAAGAGACCAGGGAAUUCUCAGGCUGGUUAUACAAAUUAUGGAGACCUGGCAGUGGCCUCCACUGAAGAUCAACUGCCAAGCUCCUACGCUAGUAUUACUCUAGAUAAGGCCUCUUUCCAAACUGAUAUGCCCGCAGAGCACUUCCCUCUCCAGAGCAGUGUGCCUGGGAACUGUGACCGGCCUGCAGCAGACACCCCGGCUGUGGGGGCUCAUACCCAUUCCACCGCAACUCAGCCUGGGGCACCGUCCUACCACGCGGACCCACCAGGGCAUCAGCCACAUCGAACCUUUCUAUCUGGGGACCCAGAAAAGGCCACAGUCACUUUAGUUCCCUUAGCAGACCCAGAGAAGCCCGAUGAGCACCUGUGUUCCCCUGAAGAACAGUGUGGGAAGACCAGCAAGCCGGCUAUCUCCUUUGUGGGCCAGGACCAGUGUCACCCUCAGCUCCACAGCAGGGAGCAGCCUCUUCCUCACCCCGGAGCCAGUGCAGAUAAGCCCCAUGCCCUUUCAGAACUUGCAGGCAAACCUCCCAGCUCUCCUAACUUGCCUAGGGACACCGUCUAUCCUCCUUCUGGGUCCCCUGAAGAGAAUACCAGCACAGCUGCCACGGCCUACAUGACGACUCUCCCUGUAACAGCUGAAGGAAGCGCCAAGGAAGCCACUUGGGAUGUGGCUGAGCAGCCGGGUGCGGUGGCCUUCGCUGUGGCCACCCUCCAGCGCGCUCCUAGAUCUGCCCGCCCCCUGCCUCCACCUCCUUCCCUGCGGCCCGCAGAGCAGGGACACGCAGCAGCCAGGAGAGGAGUAACUAGUUCCCACAAGGUUCAUGGAAUAGUUGCAGCUCCAGAGAAGCCUCUUGGACCUAGAGCCGUUGACGAGCCUGUGGCUGUCUUUGUCAGGGAUGACAACGGAGCUCCCCAGUGUUCCAUGUCUACCACUGCUUUCCACCCGGGCCUUCCGGAAAAGGUCCAUGAGGGCACUCGGGCCCCGUUGCUCCACCUACGAGCUGAGUCAUUUCCCACACAUGCCUCUGGCAGCUUUUCCACUCCAGUCCCCCCCACCAGGGUGCUGGAGAGCAAGGUUGCUGCCACCAUGCAUGCCAACAGCACAGAGGCUACCGGCACUUCAAAUUAUCAUUCCUUUGUCACGGCUUCGUCAGCCUCUGUGGACGAUGUUUUCCCUUUACCACUUCCUGUCUCACAACCGAAGCAUGCUUCUCAGAAAACAGCUUAUUCUUCCUUUGCUAGGCCAGAUGUCACCACUGAGCCCUUUGUUCCAGAAAACUGUUUGCAUUUCAACAUGAUUCCAAACUGCCAGUACCGUCCACAGAGUGUCCCUCCACACCACAAUAAAUUGGAGCAGCACCAGGUCUGUGGCUCCAGGUCAGAGCCACCAGCCUCCACUGGCCCUCAUUACAACACAUUCGUGGCCCCAGCAAGAAGCGCCUCUGGGCACCACUCCAAGCCAUGCAGCCGUGUUGAGUAUGGAUCUUCUCUGAGCUCUUCUGUUAGGAAUACUUGUUUCCCUGAAGAUAUCCCACCGUACCCCACCAUCCGGAGAGUGCAGUCCCUCCAUGUCCCCCCAUCAUCCAUGAUCCGCUCUGUUCCCAUUUCGCGGACAGAAGUCCCCCCAGAUGAUGAACCAGCCUACUGCCCAAGACCCCUGUACCAGUAUAAGCCAUAUCAGUCCCCCCAGGCCCGCUCGGAUUAUCACGUGACUCAGCUGCAGCCUUACUUUGAGAAUGGACGGGUCCACUACCGCUACAGCCCCUAUUCCAGUUCUGGUACCUGCUACAGCCCUGACGCAGCCCUGUGUGACGUGGACGCCUAUGGCACAGUUCAGUUGAGGCCCCUUCACCGCUUGCCCAGUCGCGAUUUUGCUUUCUACAACCCUCGGCUGCAAGGAAAAAAUUUGUACAGCUAUGCUGGCUUGCCUCCACGUCCCCGGGCCAAUGUGAUUGGAUAUUUCUCUGGUAAUGACCAUAAUGUGGUCAGCACACCUCCAAAUGCUGAUAUCAAGCACACUCACACCUCGUGGGAUCUAGAGGACAUGGAAAAAUACCGCAUGCAGUCUAUUCGGCGGGAGAGCCGCGCUCGACAGAAGGUGAAGGGGCCUGUUAUGUCCCAGUAUGAUAACAUGACCCCGGCCGUGCCAGACGAGUUGGGUGGAAUCUAUGUCAUCCACCUGCGCAGUAAAUCAGAUCCUGGGAAAACUGGACUUCUCUCCGUGGCAGAGGGAAAGGAGGGGCGGCAUCCAGCCAAGACCGUCAGCCCUGAGGGAGAUGACCGCUUCUAUAGGAAGCAUCCAGAGCCAGAGUUAGACAGAGCCCACCACCAUGGAGGCUAUGGCAAUGGGCAGCCAGAGAAGCCAUCCCUCCCUCAGAAGCAAAGCAGCCUGCGGAACAGAAAGAGACAUGACAUGGGCUGUGGUCCCCCUGAGCACAGGGCACCUCAGGAAGCAAGCCAUAGGCAACUGUGUGAGUCCAAAAACGGGCCGCCGUAUCCCCCGGGAGCUGGCCUGGUAGAGUACGGGUCCAGAGGGAUUCCAGACACAUUGGAGCCAGUCAGCUACCAUAACUCUGGAGGGAAAUACCUGGCAGCAGGGCAGGAGUCCCUAAGACUGAACCACAAGGAAGUGAGGCUCCCCAAAGAGCUGGAGCGGCCUCGGGCACGGCAGCCUCCUGCUCCCGAGAAACACUCCAGAGACUGCUACCAGGAGGAGGAGCACCUCGCCCAGUCGGCGGUCCCACCCCCCAAGCCAGAGAGGAGCCACAGCCUGAAACUCCAUCACACCCAAAGCGUGGAGAGGGACCCCAACGUGCUGCCCCAGUACCACACACACGGCCGACGCCAGGGCCCCCUGACUGCCCUGUCCCAGUACGACAAUCUGGAGGAUUACCACUCCCUGCCCCAGCACCAGCGCGGAGGGUUUGCAGGAGGAGGCAUGGGGCCCUAUGUGCCCCCUGGCUUCCCCCACCCACAGAGCAGGACAUAUGCUACAGCUUUGGGCCAAGGGGCCUUCCUUCCCACAGAGCUGUCCUUGCAGCAUCCGGAGACACAGAUCCAUGCGGAAUGAGCCCUGGGAGCAAUAGAGUUGAACGAAGCAGCCUCUGCUGGACAGUGGACUGUUCUAUUUUUUUCAAUAACCAAAAAAAGAUUCAAAACAAAACAAAACACUACAAAACCCCCAACCACAUUCAAAAGGAAAAAUAAAUAAACUACCAUCUUUUCUCCCCUCUUUGCUUCAUUACCACCUCUUCCAUUUAUAGACCGUUUCAUUUUUGUCAUUAAAAGAAAUUUAGAUGAUUGUAAAGCACUGUGUUGAAAACUUAGUAAAGAAAUUUGUAACAGACCAUGCUUGCCAUAGAGGGCUAAUUUGUAAGAGCCUGAGGACUGACUGCCUUUAAGUGAUUUUGAAUUUAUCUGUGUCCUUUCUUCUUAGGAUUUGCUACACAGUUCAAGCAGUUUCCAUCUGUUUCUUAGUAGGCUUUUGUGUUUACUGCAUUUCUACCUGCUUCUUCUUCAAUAGCCAUACAGCUCUCCAGAUUGACACUCAAUUUUUCUCACUUCAUUAUCCCUGUCAUAAAAGGGUCUUGUGUGUUAAGCUAAGUGGAGAAAGACUUCUCCCUGAUCCUUCAGAUAAGUCAGUCAGACAAAAUAGCAACCUUAUGAUUAAAAAAAUAAAGAAAUUAAGACUUAAAGCAUUAAGCAUAAAGAAAGUAGUUUUCAGUGUCCCACAAAAUAUCAGGCCACUCAGACCCAGGCUGAACUAUAUGCUUUACAUUAUUAGUUUUCAUACUUGUUCCUCACAGUUCAGCGAUCAGGCUCAUAGCACUGCAGAAGGGAUUUUUUUUUUUAAGUUGGAAUUUAAGGAAACGUCUUAGGUGGAAGAAAGCAAAGUGUUUUUUGUCAGUGAAUUUUGUUAGUACCAGGAAACUAUAUCAAUGCUUUUAAUGUGUUUCCUGCUUUCAGGUUUUUUAUUUUCUAAAAUAUCUGGUAAAUUGCAAUCCCAGUAAAACAUUUCAUGCCAUCUGUUAUCCUAAAGCAACUUUUUUUUUUCAUGAGGUAAAAAACCAGCAGCAUGGUUUGACUGGAUAAAUGCACAUAAUUUAUCGUGAUUACAAAUUUAUAUGUAACUUCUGUUUUUAAACCAGAGUACAGGUUCCCUGGUAAUUCUUAAAGUAGGUACUAAUAAUCUGUUAGUAAUCCGUAAGUUACUGCAAUAGCCCCUUAGGCCACAUCACCCUCUUACCAGUUGGAGUUCUCGGCAGUUACCAUUUACGUUCUAAGUAAUUACAUAUUAUUUGUUCACUCUGGACUUGUAUGAUCACAAUUUCAUUGUAAUUGCCAUUUACACCAGCAUUUCAGGUAUGGCUCUUUAUAAUUCCAUAGACAUGUGAAGCGUGUCUGAUACCCGGGACCUUCAUUUGAAGUCGCAUUCCUUGUUACGGUAGGAACAGGACACUUCUCGAGCCAAACCCCAUUCUGUUUUCUCAACCCACCCCAUCACGGAUAUGCCAGGCUAGCAAUGCAGUCCUCUAAUUACAAAGUGAGUUUAGGUUGUCAUUUCAUCUCUAUAAGUCUUAAUAAUAUUUGACAUAGUCUAAGUGUUCAGUUUGUAGAAGACACUAGGAGAAUUUCAUUCCAUUUACUGGAUGAUCGCUGCUCUGGCUUUUUAAAACUUGGAAUUAACUUUGAUUUAGAGAAAAGGAGGAAAUCUUUUAAGAGGCUGAAAUCAUGCUGCUAUUAUUGCUGUGAAAUUGUAUAAAGAUUAAGAUUCAUGCCAGUUCCUUUUUUAUUUAAAAAAAAAUCAUGUGAUUGCAUUUUAAGGGUUUAUAUUUAGGAAAAGAAAUAAAGUUUUAAAAACAACACAUUUAUAUCUGGGAAUUCUACUCUGUAAGAUUUUCUUUUGUUCUCCUGAAAUUGAUCAGAGGGGGUCAAUAAAGAUUAUAGUAGAAAUCUUGAAA